This is a messenger RNA of Amaranthus tricolor (Joseph's coat), 3116 nucleotides long. RefSeq lists its product as uncharacterized. The coding region runs from base 515 to 1852 and encodes 445 amino acids. The transcript is spliced from 3 exons. NCBI's taxonomy places the organism in Eukaryota, Viridiplantae, Streptophyta, Magnoliopsida, Caryophyllales, Amaranthaceae. The record is from RefSeq and is a predicted model, not a curated record.
AAAAAGUAAGAUAAAUAAACAACUUAAUUCCAAAAAUAAGGUUCGUGAAAACUUAUUUUCCAAAAUAAGCGGCCGUACAUCCAAGCUUAGCCUCGGGUAAAAUCGCUGUUAGUAACAGCGAAAGAGGAUAAAAAAAUAAUAAAAUAAAACCCCAAAGUCGCUGUUAGUAACAGCGACUUUGGGCCUUUAUAUUUUUUUUUUCCUUCUUCCUCAUUCCAAUAUACGAGUUUAUUUUCUUCAAAACCACUCACGACAUUUGCUUCCUUCUUCCUCCAUUAAAAGCACAUUCAAUCCUUCAACUAAAGUCAUCAAAUUUAAAAUUUGUAUCACUAAUUAGUUUUGUAAGCUUCGUACAUCGACUUAAGGUAAUUUUUUUUUGUUUUGUUUCAAUUUUAGAAAAAUUAGGGUUUAUUUUUAAAUGUUGGUUUUGCUGAAUUUUAAUCAAAUUUUACAUUAAUGUAGGCUCAUAAACUUGCAAUUUACUAAGUCUUGUUGAUCUACAGCUUAUUGAGAAAUGGAUUCAUUUCGUGUGACUGUUGUAUGCUUUUGGAAUGGUUCAAUUCGAUCAACUAGUAACAAUGUUAAGUAUGUUGGGGGAAGACGUAAAUUGUUUGCAAGCAAUUCAUACAUGGAUUUGAAUGAAUUUAAACAUUUUAUAUGCUCUAGGAUUGGGAUUGACACUACAAGAAGUACUAUCAAUUUAAGUUUUAAGUACAAUCUUAGUGGAGAUUUGUUAGCUUUUCCACUUGAGGAUGAGGAGGCUAUAGAUGCAAUGUGGGUAUAUUCAAGGUCUACCCCUAGUCCUUCUUUAGAGUUAUAUGUAGAAGAGGUACCCCUAGGGAAUGAAGAUAUCAAUGUUGUGGAAACUAAUGCAUUCAUGAAUAUAACUUCUUCUGCUCCUUCUCAUACGCCCUUCCCUACCCAAGAAACCCAAAAUCCCUUAAUGCCAUCUUCCUCUUAUCCUUCUAAUGAACCCAAUCAACUUCAAUUUCAAGUCACAAAUGAUGAUACUUUGAACUUAGAAGAUACAAAUGAGCCGUGGGAUGAUGUUAAUAGUGAGAGUAAUGAAUUCGUAGAAGCUCCGUCUGAGGACGAUGUGGGUGUUGACGAGGAGGCUCUAGCUAAUGACAUGACCUUAGGAAACAUUCCAACAAUCGUUGCUCCUACACCCUAUGCACUGGUUCCCCCUCUAGAUGAACACAUUGAGGACAAUUCUUGGAGGUCUUGGGAUUGUGAUACAACCUACACCGACGAAGGAGAGUUUCAAAAGGGUAUGAUGUUUGAUAACAAAGAUGCGUUGUUGGACGCUGUUAGAUUGUAUCAUAUUCGUAGGAACGUUGAGUACCGAACUGAGACUUCAAAUCAAAUCGUGCUCACGUUGAAGUGUAAGAGAGGGUGUGGUUGGAGGCUUAGGGCUACGAAGAGCUCCUAUUCACCAUUAUGGGAGAUUGUUACGUAUAAAGGGAAGCAUGGGGGUUGUGUGCUAAGUACUGAAAAUGUGUCAGUUGGACACAUUCAUUUGACAUCUUCCGUGAUUAACAAUCUUAUUAGAAGUUGUGUUGCUCAAGACCCAUCAAUUAAGGUCUUUGUCGUGCGUCAAAUGGUAAAAGACCAAUUUGGUGUCGAAGUGACCUAUAAGAGGGCAUGGUGUGCUAAACAGCAAGCCCUUCUCUCCAUCUAUGGUACAUGGGAAGAUUCUUAUCCUCUUCUUCCACGCUUCUUGAAGGCACUGCAACUUUCCAACGCGUGUUUUGGGCUUUCCAACCUAGUAUUGAGGGAUUCAAGUAAUGCAAACCCGUUAUUGCCAUUGACGGAACACAUUUGUAUGGUAAGUAUUGCCAUACGUUGUUGACUGCCAUUGCCCAAGAUGGGAACAAGGGAAUCUUCCCGCUUGCCUUCACCUUGGUUGAAAAAGAAUGCAUAGCCGCGUGGUCUUGGUUUAUGGCCUGUGUUCGGAAGCAUGUGAUGCAUAGUCCAGGGUUAUGCGUUAUUUCCGAUAGACAUGCGGGCAUUCUAGCAACCAUGGAGGAGCCGGAAUGGCAACCUCCGAAUGCCCAUCAUAGGUUUUUCCUGCGCCAUUUGUUAAGUAACUUCAACCGUCAAAUGGGUAACGUGAAGUUGAAGAUGUAUGGAAGGACUGCAGAGCAAAGACAACCACAUAAGGUCGUCGAGGGAUUGAAGGCCAUUGGUGUUGCUAAUCGGGAAGCACUUUUUUGGAUUGAUGAUGUUGGUGAAAUGUGUAAAAGGUCAUUAUGUCACGAUGGAGGGUAUAGGUAUGGUGUUACUAAUACCAACUUAGCCGAAGUAUUCAAUAACGUGAUGAAGGGUGCGCCAUGUCGCUCGUUGGGAGCACAGGUUAGAGCUGCUGGCCCAGGGUGCGCCGAUCCACGCUGCAGGCGCACCUACUACGGCGGAUUACAUGCCGUGGUUACUCUCCAUCACUCGUCGAUGGAUGACACCACGAGGUAUCAUGGCAGCAGCCCAGUACGCUCUCGCAGCACCGACGAUGACACACUUUGCACAGGGCAUUGCAUCAGUCAUCAGCUCCUCCCAAGAGGAGCCCGUACGGGAGAUUGCCCAAGGCAUACUCCGAGGGACGCAGUUUCAAGACUUCAUUCCGGAAGUGACUGCGCCCGACACCAGUAUGUACGAGUACGGUUCAUCUCCUCAUCAUGCCGACGUUCAUCUUGAGGAGGUUGACUUAACGUGCCCGGACUACGGUGCCGGGUCCUCACAGGGUGCCACAUCAUCACACUAUGUAUCACCUCCCCUACCCGAGCGUCAUGGGACUGCAUCUUACUAUCGUAGGAGGCGUCGUAAACCGUCACAAUUAGACCGGGUACAGGAGGAGGAUUAGCAUUACAAUAGUGUUUGUAUAUUUUGAAGAUUAGUGACAUUUUGUAUAUAUUGAACACUUGUACAUAUUCAGUAUUUGUAACAUAUUGACUUUUGUGUAUAAUUUGUAAUAUAUGUGUACAUGUAUAUACUUUAAUCGUAUUAUCAAACGUUAAUUAUGAAUGAAAUGAUGUUAAAUACUCCGACUUUUCGGCGAUGAAUCGUUCCGCCAAGAAUGCAGUAUGAAUUUAAUCAAAAACAAACAAACAUUCAUAUUCAAA